This is a messenger RNA of Limanda limanda (common dab), 1727 nucleotides long. It is a transcript of the gene fam53b, whose product is annotated as family with sequence similarity 53 member B. The record is from RefSeq and is a predicted model, not a curated record. Gene Ontology annotation, biological process: positive regulation of canonical Wnt signaling pathway; protein import into nucleus. Gene Ontology annotation, cellular component: nucleus. Lineage: Eukaryota; Metazoa; Chordata; Actinopteri; Pleuronectiformes; Pleuronectidae. The transcript has 5 exons. Bases 265 to 1509 code for a protein of 414 amino acids.
AGCAGGACGAGAGGAGCAGUGGUCGCUUCGCUUCCUGCCCGUCGCCCUGUUGUUCCCCUCUCUCCCCUCCAACAUGGCCCCCCCACACCCUGAAGCCCACCGAGGAGCUCACCGUCAUGCGUGAUUGGGCUGAGGAGUGAAGCACAUUCCUGGAGGAGCCGAGGGUUGCUGUCUUAAGCUUAUGAGAAACCAUCCUGCUCACACCAUGCCCGUCAAGAUGGCUUCCACCUAUUCUUCCCCUCACUGGAAUGACUUGGGACAAGGAUGUGUGUUGCCAUGGUGAUCAUUUACAAGAAAACACUGGAAAAGAAGGGUGCCGACGAUGUAACAUCCAAAAGGACCAAUUUGGGCUCGUUCCAGGCACAGACCAUGAGCCAGGGGACUGCACUUUUCUCUUGUGGACUCAUGGAGACCAGUCGGUGGCAUGAGGUGGGUCAUAGCUGUGCUAUACAGCAGAGGCCAGUAGGAACCAGCCUGGAGAGCCUGUGGGACGUCCUGCCUGAGGUGCACAAGAGUUCAGCCCAGUGGGACUGGGAUGUCGGCUCCACUUCAAGCACAAUCACCAGCUUGCUGCAGGACCUUAGCCUGACUGAGGCCGCAGCGUCCCACUCGACAGCCCCUCCCAGCAAGCGGCAGUGCCGGUCCCUGUCCUGCUCAGACGAGCUCGGUGGUUGCCGCUCUACCUGGCGGCCUCAGGGAUCUCGUGUGUGGACGACAGUGGAGAAGAGGAGGUGCCACAGCGGCGGCAGCGUUCAGCGCAGCAUUGUCGGCAACGUGCAGCUCGGCUUCCCAGCCAUGCAGCGUAGCUCCAGCUUCAGCCUGCCGGCCCGCUGCAACACCCUGGAGCUGCCCUGCUUCUCCCAGCGUCUCCCCUGCCCCUCCGCUUUCACUGGUCUGACACCCUCCUCCUCCAUGCCCCUGUCCCCAGAGCCCCCAGUGCAGCCCCUCUACCUCUCUCAUGAACAGAUCUGCCUCCCCGAGCCCCGUGGACCCUCUCCACUCAGCUCCCCUGACUCCACUCCAGAGCUGGAGCGUCGUGGUGGACAGGGGGGUCUCCCUCGCAGUCGCUCCCAGCCCUGUGUCCUCAACGACAAGAAGAUCGGUGUGAAGCGCAGGAGACCAGCUGACACACACAAGCAGAGGCCUUCACUGGAUCUGGCAAAGAUGACCCAGAAACUUCGGAAUUUCCACAGCCUUAGCUGCCCCGGAAUCACAGGCGAAGACAGCUGCGAGUCCAGCCAGGCCCCCCCCACCCUCAUGCACAGCGCCGACAGCUCCCAGGCAAAUGGUUGUCAGCCCGAGACCAAAGAGGGUGAGACAACCGGGAACAUGCCGUCGGACCCCACGAUUGAGGAAGUGGAGUGGAACUCCACAGACUGCGGGGAUGUAACACCGGGAACGACCAACGGGAAGGACAAUGAGUCUCUGUGGGCGGGGCUGUGCAGCAUGAGGAAGGACAUGUACCAGCUCGGAGGCGAGCUCGACAUUGAGCAGAUUGAGAGGAACUGAGCUGCGCUGCCUUCCUCAUGGGGGGAGCUAAUUUAGGGGACUGAAAGUUUAUCACCAGAUGGGACAGUGAACAGUACUGAUAGUCUUAAGGACAACGCGAGUGGAAAAACUAAUGCAGAUCCAGCACUUGUCUUUUUUCUUAAGUAGAGAUUGAGCAGAAGCCUUUUGGGAUAAAGGCCUAUUUUUGGGGACUUUCUGUCGUCAGACGCCGCCCCCGC